Messenger RNA from Melitaea cinxia (Glanville fritillary), 678 nucleotides. Its product is annotated as protein unc-1-like. Gene Ontology annotation, cellular component: plasma membrane. Lineage: Eukaryota; Metazoa; Arthropoda; Insecta; Lepidoptera; Nymphalidae. Bases 1 to 678 code for a protein of 225 amino acids. The transcript is spliced from 6 exons. The record is from RefSeq and is a predicted model, not a curated record.
AUGUCUCACCCGUUGGACCUGGCAUUAUUUGGACAAGCAACUGAACUAUUGGCUAUUACUAUUUUAAGAAAUAUUUUGGGGCAAUAUACGUUGACUGACUUGUUGACAAACCGCGAAUCAAUCAGUCAAGCGGUUCGUAAAGAAAUAGACAAAGGAACUGUGGAGUGGGGCGUUGAAGUGGAACGUGUAGAAAUAAAAGACGUUAUUCUACCAUAUGAAUUACAAAAAGCAUUAGCAGCAGAAGCUGAAGGUACACGCAUAGCAAAAGCAAAAAUAAUUGAAGCAGAAGGUGAAAUAAAAGCCGCAGAAAACCUUAGAGACGCCUCAAAGAUUAUUCAGGAAAAGCCGCAAACUAUACUUUUGAAAGUUUCUCAGCGCAUGCUUCCAACUCCGGUAGAACCAAUGGCUAAAUAUGAAGUUAAAUUAGUGGCUUUGGAAGAUACCAGAAAUAUUUUUAUCGCCAUGAACGAAAGACACAAUAAAAAAAUUACCACAGUAAGUAGUAAUCCUGGACUACGUGAUAGUUUACGUCAAUUUCCGGCACAACCAUACAACAGGAACCUAGAAAACAGUAUUCAAGAUAUUGCAACGGAUGACAUACUUGCCAGAAUACCACGAAUGCAAGAAACUCAGGAUUGGCCGGCAAUCCGAGAGAGUAGUAAUACUACGCAAUGGUAA